Vittaforma corneae ATCC 50505 is the source of this 1077-nucleotide messenger RNA. RefSeq lists its product as uncharacterized. The record is from RefSeq and is a predicted model, not a curated record. Bases 1 to 1077 code for a protein of 358 amino acids. Gene Ontology annotation, molecular function: 5'-flap endonuclease activity; DNA binding; metal ion binding. The transcript has a single exon. NCBI's taxonomy places the organism in Eukaryota, Fungi, Microsporidia, Nosematidae.
AUGGGUAUUAAAGGACUACUUCCAAUUCUGAGGAAAAUACUCAAGAAAACUCACAUAGGUAAAUACUCAAACAGGAGGGUGGGAAUAGAUGGGCAUUCCUGGAUACACCGCAUCAUUCCUUACAUUGCUGCAGAUCUUUACUGUAACAACCCCACACAGAAACAUCUGGACCUCUUCAUGGCUAAACUUAGUGGCCUGCUGGACUACGGAAUCACUCCCAUAUUUGUGUUUGAUGGCGAUUUUUUAGAAAGCAAGAAAAAGACCAUCCAGGAAAGAAAGCAGCUGAGAGAGAAGUACAGAGCAGAGGUGGACUUUUUCUUGCAGAGAAAUGAUGUGCCAAGGGCCAGGGAGCUCAUGAAAAGAUGUGUGAGUGUUACACCUGAGAUAUUACACUCAAUACUAAGAGUCUUAAAAGCCAACAAUAUUGAGUUUAUUGUAAGUCCGUACGAAGCAGAUGCGCAAUUAUACUUCUUGCAACGGAUAAAAUACAUCGAUUACAUUCUGACUGAGGAUUCCGAUCUGGUUGUCUAUGGCGCAACUAGGAUAUUGUACAAAUAUGAUGGCGUCCAUGUGGAGGAAUACGACUCGGCAAGGCUGCAUUUGUGCAAGGACAAGUACUUCCAAGAGAACAUCCUCGACAUUUGCAUUUUGAGUGGAUGCGAUUAUCUCGACUCAAUCAGAGGAAUUGGCAUUGUAACUGCAUAUGAGAAGUUAAAAGAGCUCGGAGAUGUUGAUAGCUUUGUUAACAGCAUGAUUUCCCUGAAAAAAAAUGUUCCGAAGGAAUAUAUCAGUGACUUUGUCAAGGCAAAAGCCACUUUUCUCCAUCACAUUGUCUAUAACCCUUACACGAUGCAAAGGCAGUUCUUAAGUGAGCCAAAGAUCGCUUGCGAGUUUCUAGGAUCUUUGGAAAACUCUUCGUUCACUUUCAACACCCAUCUUGGAAUUGAACAAAAAUUGGACAGACACUUUAUACCCAAGGCUAUAGCGAAGAGAACUACAGAAGAUAAAGAGAACUGCUCUUCAGAAAUACCAGAAGACUACAUUCUCGAUUCAAAUCUAGUUCUUCCGUAUUUUUAA